This is a messenger RNA of Uloborus diversus, 1216 nucleotides long. RefSeq lists its product as uncharacterized. The coding region runs from base 1 to 1161 and encodes 386 amino acids. NCBI's taxonomy places the organism in Eukaryota, Metazoa, Arthropoda, Arachnida, Araneae, Uloboridae. The transcript has 3 exons. The record is from RefSeq and is a predicted model, not a curated record.
AUGAGGCAAUCAAGCCUGGACCUUGGAACAAACUUGAUCCUACCUGACAUUACCUGGAGCCUCAAGAAUGAGGAAAAAGAGGUAAUAACUGACUUUCUCAGUGAGAGUCCGCAGUACGAAGAUGCCAACCUUCUGCCUGAUCCGAAAUGGGGGAGUGAACCCGAACACCUGGAGUUCUCGUCCCUCGUAACAUUCCAGUUCUUCCUGCAAGAACUACGGCUCAUUCUCGGGGCAGAGUUGGAGAGUCAUCAGUACAACACGUUCGGCAGUUUCCUGACGUUUUAUGAAGCUUUUCUGAAGCAAGCGCAGCCUUUGGAGGAUUUUUAUAAAAGUUACGAACCUACAAUCAUUCCGGAAAGUUUAUCCUGCGUUGGGUUGAGUUGUUCUUUGGUUGAGAUUAUGAAAUCUACUUUCGAAAAUUGUUAUUCUGGGUUGAAAUCUGCUCUAUUCCUUGCCUCCUGUGAGGAAAUGGUUAUGAAUGUUGAUGAGUAUACUAGCUUUUCCCCACCUUCGCAGAUAGGUAGUGUUAAAGAGCAUGUCCUAGUGGUAUUGAAAGUUAUGGUUGAGGGAAGGGAGGGUUUUAUUGUAUUGGAUCCUGGUUAUCAUGUUAACAUUCCCGUUAUUAUCAUGUCAGACGGCAUGUAUCCAAAUACAGGAUGGUUCCUUCUCAGCGAGACUGCAAAAUCAAAAAAAGAGUAUAACUAUUCCAUUGAGGGAAAUUACAUUUUAUGGCAUGUUAAAGAAACAAGAAAUGGAAAGAUUAAUAGUUGGAUAAAUUUAAUAUAUAUUGGGCAAAAAUUUACCAGUUAUAUCACAGUUUCAGAAAAGAGGAAUUUGGUUUUUAAUUUCCGUACCCUUGUUGCUCGAGAUACUAAAAAGCCUGUUGCUGGCAUGUAUUGCAAUUUGGAAGGAGAAGAGAAAUUUACGUUCUUUUUUAAUGAUGAUUCCUACAAUAGGCAGGAAGUAAAGAUUCCGUUUGAGUACUUUCAAGGCGCUAGGGAGAAUAAUGCCUUUGAAAGUGCUAUUGCAUCUUGCGUCAUGCAAUUAGGAUUUAAUGAAGGUCUAAUAUCGGAAAUGAUAGGUCGAGUAAUUGAAGCUUAUUUCAACCCUGAUUUUAUGCCUUUUGUUCGAAUUGUGAAUCAUGACAUAGAUCAAGAGUAAAUUGCACCUGUUGUUUUUCAAUUUUGUUUUUUAAUAAAUUUUUAUUGCAAAUCUA